GCUUUUCUUCAAAGGUCAACCCGAGAUUGCUGCAGCAAUCUUUGGUCAGAUCAAGCGGGUCUGAGGCACUGCGGUUAUGGCGAUGCCAUGCUGAGAAGUUCGAUGCUGUCAACAUUAUUACUGUUAUACGCCGCGUGGUGUUGCACUCGCCCGGCACAGCGUGGAACCACAUCGCGGAUUGGCGCUGCCUUCUGCUUGAGGCUCAGAAGACCGUGAAGACACUCUGCCCGAAGGACAUUUCUGCCUUAGCAUGGGUGCUAGGCAGGGCCGACAUGGGAGUCGUCCCGAAGGAGGAGCAGCAACUCGUCAAGGCUCUCGUGAAUGCCAGCUCGGUGCAAAUGCACGCGUUCACCACCAAAGAUCUCGGUAUAAUCGCUUGGGCGGUCGCGAAGCUUGAAGCAUGUGAUGCGUCAGAUCCGUUCGCGUCUCUCUUGGCAACGGAGACAGCUGCUCGAUGCGAGCAGUUGAGUGGAAAAGAAGCUGUGAACCUGGCCUGGGCAUUGGCCAAGAUGAAGGUGCUGCCUUGCAACAGCAAAAUAACUUCUCGCGAGACUUUUCCUUCUGCUUCUCGGCCGUGUUUGUACUCCUGCUGGCGAGGUCAACGAGCCGUUGCUCAUGGAAAGCUUGGCGCACCGAACGGCUGCAAAGCUCGCGUGUCUCAACAGGCAGGACGCCGCAAAUGCGGCCUGGGCUUUUGCCAAGGCGGAGACUCGGCACGAACCUUUGCUUCGUGGCCUGUCGGACAUGUUCCUGGCAAACCCUGCCGAGAGGUGGCAAGCCUGUUGUGGGCCUACGCACGGCUUGAUGCAGCGGAAGAGCACGAGGCCUUACUUGCCGCCUUUGCUGACGUUUGUUUGCGGAACGUCUCCUGCUUCAAUGGGCCGGGCCUGGCCCGCGUAGCCUGGGCUUUUGCUACGCUGGGCCGGACGGAGAGCGUUCUCUUUGCAGCUUUGGCCGAGAAUGCGCUUCCAUGGCUGCCCACGCUUGAUGGGCCGACUCUCGCGAAGCUGGCAUGGGCCUUUGCGAAAGCGGACCUGGAGGAGCAGACUGGUUUCAUGCUGACGCUUGCCAAUCAGGUAGAGCAGAAUGUGCUCAGCCUGAACGCUCGUGACGUAGCGAUGUUGGCCUGGGCAUUGGCCAAGGUGGAUGCAGCACCCCCGCAGCUUAUGCUGAAGCUGGCCCAGCGUGCAGUUCCUCUGGUGCCUUAUUUGUCGCCUCAGGGUCUUGCCACUUCCGCCGCCGCUUUCACCGCGGUUUCGGUGUGUCCAGAGCGUUUGCGCCGAGCACUUGUGCAGGGCGCCUGGGAGCAUCUCUCAUCCUUCUCUGCGCAAGAGCUCGUAGAUCUGCAGUGGGCAAUGGCUUCCCAGCCUCUGUGUGAGAGGGCCCUGGAGGAUGCUAUCUCGCGAGCACCUGGCUGGUCCCUACGCCCCCCUUAUGAGCAUUUCGUUCAAGCCGGCAGUUUACCAGACUGCUUUAAGCAUGUGGUCCUGGUGCUGCUCUUGCAAGAUAUGCUGAGCACCGAGUCUCCCAUCGUUUAUGUGGACACUCAUGCUGGUGCCGGCAUGUACGAGCUGGACAUGCAGAAGGGAACACACGGCUACGUGCGCAGUGACGAGGGUGUUGGUCGCCUUGUGGAAUCUGCAAGUGCAUGGACGAAGCCGAUGCCUGCACCAAUACGGACCUAUCUUGACAUGGUGGAAUCCUGCCAAAGUGCAAGACUCACUCCGGAGUCAGGCCUCUACCCGGGCUCGCCGGUCCUGGCCGCGAAGAUGUUGUCGGCGGGCCCCGUGGGCUCCAGAGCUGUUCUCAUCGAGGCGGCCGAGUCUGUGUAUGCUGCACUCUGUAGAAGCAUGGCCGCCUUCACCCAUUUGCAUGUGGAGAGUCUGCACGAAGAUGCCUACAGGGGUCUUCCGAAGAUUCUUGAGAGUACGCCAGAGCCGGAAAGGGCCUUGGUUCUCAUCGAUCCUCCCUACGACUUGUGUUUCACCGACAAUUUUAACUUCCGAUUGCUGCGACAACUUCAGGAACAUUGGCCAGCAGCAUCUGUUGUGGUAUGGUAUCCACUGCGUGACAAGACGAGAGCUCAGAGGGUCUAUCGAAGGGUGAAAUCUAUUUCGCUUGGGCCGGUCUUGGCAUGUGAGAUGGAAAUCUUCCGGACUGCUUGCCCUGGAAGUGCCAUUAGGACAGGUGUUCUCAUCCUGCGGCCUGCUGCGGGAAUUCAGGGGCAGUUUGAGAGCGUCCUGCCAGCGCUUGCGGACAUGAUGUCUCCUUCAUCAGAGUUUCCAUGUCAUUCGGUCAGGUCGCCAGAAGCUGUGAUGUUUUUUGGAUCUGAAGCGGCGCAAAAAAAGCCAGCUACUGCCUCUGAAAGGGCAAGACUUUCGGAUAUACAUUCGCCUGCCGGCGUUAGCGUAUGGGUUCUGGCACCUCUUUGCUCCACUGUAUGCUAUAAAUUCGCCGGAUUCUGCACCAGUCAUUUGUCAUUGCAAGGUCAGCAGCUGCUGGGAUUCUCGUAA
Symbiodinium sp. CCMP2592 is the source of this 2513-nucleotide messenger RNA. NCBI's taxonomy places the organism in Eukaryota, Dinophyceae, Suessiales, Symbiodiniaceae. The record is from the annotation of a GenBank genome assembly.